AUGAGCGAGAAAAUUAGAUUGUUUAUGGCUGGAUCCAUCGGCGAGACAACCCGCAAGGUGUUUAACGGAUGGUCGAGAUCGCGUCAAGAUGUUGCAUCAAUUUCAAAUAAGGAUGAAAAGAGUAGACGCAUGUCUCCCGACACGUCCUCUUCGUCAUCCACUUCACUAUCACCUUCUGUGCUACCAACGCACACAGCAUCUCCGAGAAUAUAUAAAAAGACGUCGAUCUCCCAGCUAGCACCUCAGAGACGUUCGAAUUCGCGUCAAAAAGCACAAGCACAAACUUCACCUAUAAAUAAUAUACUCUCGACAAUAGACGAUAACCUGCCUACAGCUUCUCCUUGUGGAGAUCCACCUGUCGAGCAACCUUCCACGUGCGUGGAACAGGACGAGUCAAAGGUGACGGUAACAAUCAAUGUUGUAGAUUCAUUAAAUCAGACUGAACAGUCAAUAAAUGAUGAUACUGAUAUUUCCCGAGAAAGUAACUGUCAAAUAGAAACCCUUUCCGAUAGUCACUUGAACGCGAAUACCUCCCGGUCAAGUGACCGCAAAUUUUCACCUGAACAUGUGGAAGAUCACGUUGAUUCAUGGAAUGGAUCCCGCCAAAACUCGGUUGCAAACGGAGAUGCGACUAUAGCAUCAUCCUCUGUCUCCUCAACAGACGACGUAUCACCAAUAUUACACAAAAAGAAUUCAAACUCUCGAUUAAAAGAACAUCGAAGACAAAAUUCUCGUCAAAAGGAUCAAACUGUUUUUGUCGAACAAGAAAGCGAUGAUGGAUAUCAAUCAGAUCGUAAUAUAGUUCGUCAAAAUUCAUCGGAAAACCGAACCAUUGAGAAAAAUCAUCAAGACUCAACCUUAGAUGAAUCUUUUAUAAAAUCUGGGCAUAGAAGAAGAAAGAGAAGAGCAAAGAAUUCUAAGAAUAAUAAUCAACAAAAUUUGCAACGAGAACAGCAGCGCCCCGAACAAAAAUCACAAAAACAAGGACCGUCGAAACAAGAGCUUGUGCAGCAUAAGAAUAAUGAACUAUCUAGAUCGCGCAAAUCUGGCGAUCCAGUUAGGUCAAUGUCAUAUCCACUUUGGCAGAAGCAGUUGCACGUACAUCAACAUUCCGCGCAACAACAGAAUGAACUGAACAAAUCUCUUCCAACCAGAGAUUCAGCAAAAACGUUUUGGCAAAAAUCGAUGAAUCAAAACCCGGACACUGCACUACUGCAAUCACAGCAACGUUCGGAUCAAUCACCUUACUUCAUUUCUGUCAACAGACGUAAUAGUGUUCAGACUUCAAAUACCGCAAAAGUGGAGUUGAAUAAAAAUACGGCUAUAUUCAGAGAAUCGGAAUUAUUUGCAUCAUCAUCAUCUCAUAGCGAAACUCCAGCACAAAUUGUUCAUCCAAUCGAUCAAUUGAACACCUCUAUGACCAGAUUUACCUCUUACGCAGAUGUAAUUUCUCCUCAUAACCGUCAUUCUUCUGUUACGACGAACAUCCCUCCGAAUACGAACUCAUUGACGUCAAAUGAGGGUAAAAUUACGACACCCGCACCCACUGCUUCUGUGAGAAAUGUCACCAACUGUCAAUGGUAUUCACCUUUCGGAUCGGGUCUUUCAAUUCAAUUCACACCACCUGCACCCCCCCGGGAUAGUCAUAGUCAAUUGUCAUCCUUCUCAAAAAAUUCUCUAUUUUCCUCUUCAUCAAUGUGCAACUCAUCACCAACGAUAUCCGAACGCCAUCGAUCCGUAAUUGCACCACCCCCAAUAUCUGCUCCAAAAAAUGCUUCAUCAAUGUCGAUGUUUACGUCAUCUCCCCUUUCUACUUUAAACGCGUCUUCAUCGAACAGGAAUCAGCUGAAUUCUGGGAAUACAUUGUCGACAUCACCUUCCUCGUUUAGGGGAACACUUUUCGGUAAAAAGCAUCCAAUUUUGGAUAAAGAGAAAGGUGAACUAUCUGAUCAGGAAGUGGAAGAAGGAAUAGCACAGGAAGAACAGAAUGUUGAAUCUUCGGUGGACAACAAGAGAAUAUCCAGUUUUGGGUGGACUAGUUAUAAGGAUAUUGAAAUUGCCAAGGGCUUAGUGCAAGAGGAAAUUUGUGAUCUACCAGACCCAUUAAAUUGCAGCAUAAAGAUUCAAGAAUCUGUUAACGAGGACUUACAUAUUAACCAACAGGUACCCUUAUCUAAAAGGCAACCAAGAUUUCGUGGAUUUUUUAUUCAAGACGUGGAUCAAGAAUCAGAAAAGAAAUUGGAUUCGUCUAUAACAACAACAGAACACACUAUUGAGAUGGCAAAUUCCGUCGACAUUAACGAUACAUUUAAUCCCAUCACCGAAGAGACUCAAAAAGGAAAUUCACGUUAA
Messenger RNA from Acaulospora colombiana, 2352 nucleotides. Lineage: Eukaryota; Fungi; Glomeromycota; Glomeromycetes; Diversisporales; Acaulosporaceae. The record is from the annotation of a GenBank genome assembly.